Nannospalax galili (Upper Galilee mountains blind mole rat) is the source of this 4691-nucleotide messenger RNA. It is a transcript of the gene Ddx11, whose product is annotated as DEAD/H-box helicase 11. Gene Ontology annotation, cellular component: nucleus. The transcript is spliced from 27 exons. Bases 183 to 2912 code for a protein of 909 amino acids. Gene Ontology annotation, biological process: nucleobase-containing compound metabolic process; establishment of sister chromatid cohesion. The record is from RefSeq and is a predicted model, not a curated record. NCBI's taxonomy places the organism in Eukaryota, Metazoa, Chordata, Mammalia, Rodentia, Spalacidae. Gene Ontology annotation, molecular function: DNA binding; hydrolase activity, acting on acid anhydrides, in phosphorus-containing anhydrides; ATP binding.
GGCGUGGGGGCGUGGCUACGGCGCACGUUUUCCGGGGAGCGUAAGUUCACACUGUGGCAAAGAGAUUCAAACCCCGUUGUGGCGGCUGGGCUUGGUGGCUGGAGUCAGCGCGGCGGUCCUGCGGGUGAGGGUGAACUCUGGGCUGUGCGGUUCCAGAGCUGAGGGCACAGGAAGCGAGGACAAUGGCUAGUGGAAGCCAGGAGGUUGGUGGCAUCCAUUUCCCGUUUCCCUUCCCACCGUAUUCCAUCCAGAAGGACUUCAUGGCAGAGUUGUACCAGGUUUUGGAGGCUGGCAAGAUUGGGAUAUUUGAGAGUCCAACUGGCACGGGCAAGUCCUUAAGUCUUAUUUGUGGGGCCCUUUCCUGGCUCCGUGACUUUGAACAAAGGAAAUUGCAAGCAGAAGGGCGUCUCCUUGAUCCUGGAUCUGGCCCCACGUGUGGUGGGCCUGCCCUGCCCCUGUCUCUGUCAUCUUCCUGCCAAGAGCCCCCUGAUGACACUCCAAGACCUGCUGGAGAACCUGACUGGGUUACUGAUUUUGUGCAGAAGAAAGAACAACGGGAGCUGAUGGAGCGCCUGCGGGAGGAACAGGUAAAAAGGAGGAAGCGAGAAGAGCGUCUGCAGCGGAUCUGCCAGGAUGUGAGGCUCAAGCAUGCAGCCAAGCGUCUGAAACAGGAAGAAGAGGAGACUGAGAGUCUCCUGCGCCUCAGCAAGGAGAUGCUGGCUGGGGGAGCAGGCCCAGAGCAACAGGAACAGAUAGAGGGUGGAGAGGAAGAGCUGGUCCUGGCAGAAUAUGAGAGUGAUGAGGACAGAAGUGCCAAGAGAGUGGAUGAGGAUGAAGAUGACUUGGAGGAAGAACAUGUAACUAAGAUUUAUUACUGUAGUCGGACACACUCACAGCUGGCUCAGUUUGUGCAUGAAGUGAAGAAGAGCCCUUUUGGUAAGGAAAUCCGGCUGGUCGCCCUCGGUUCUCGACAGAACCUUUGUGUGAAUGAAGAUGUGAAAAACCUGGGUUCUGUGCAGCUUAUGAAUGACCGCUGCAUGGAGAUGCAGAGAAGCAAGCACGAGAAGAAGAGAGUUAGGGACGAUAAGUCAAAGAAGAGGAGGCAAGAGACCCAGAUGUCCUGUCCCUUCCACAACCAUGAGCAGAUGCAGCUCCUCCGGGACAAGAUCCUGGUGGAGGUGAAGGAUAUGGAGCAGCUAGUGUCCCUUGGGAAGGAAGCACGGGCCUGCCCCUACUAUGGAAGCCGCUUUGCCAUCCCUGCUGCCCAGUUGGUGGUGCUGCCCUACCCAAUGCUGCUGCAUGCUGCCACCCGACAGGCUGCAGGAAUCAGGCUUCAGGGCCAGGUGGUCAUCAUUGAUGAGGCACACAACCUGAUCGACACCAUCACCAACAUCCAUAGUGCAGAGGUCAGCGGUUCCCAGCUCUGCCAGGCGCAUUCCCAGUUGCUUCAGUACAUGGAACGAUACGGGAAGCGUCUGAAGGCCAAGAACCUGAUGUACAUUAAGCAGAUCCUCUACUUGCUAGAGAAGUUUGUGGCUGUUUUGGGAGGCAACAUUAAGCAAAAUCCGUCUACACAGAGCUUCUCCAAGACAGGAACUGAGUUGAAGAGCAUUAACGACUUCCUCUUUCAGAGCCAGGUGGACAACAUCAAUCUGUUCAAGGUACAGCGGUACUUGGAGAAGAGCAUGAUCAGCAGGAAGCUCUUUGGUUUCACAGAACGUUAUGGAGCUGUCCUUCCGUCCUUUCCAGUUUCCAGGGAGAACCAUAAUCUGGAUGGCUUCCAGCACUUCCUGAAGAGCCUGCAGUCAGGGCCAACUGAGGCUCCUGGAGACUCUGUGGAGGAUGCUCAAUCUGAAACUCCUCGGCCUCAAUCCCCUCUGAUGCACAUUGAAGCCUUCCUUGCAGCUCUCACCACUGCCAACCAGGAUGGCAGGGUCAUCCUGACCCACCAAGGCACCCUUGGUCAGAGCAGCCUCAAAUUCCUGCUCCUGAACCCAGCUGUGCACUUUGCCCAGGUGGUGAAGAAUUGCCGAUCAGUGGUCAUUGCAGGCGGCACCAUGCAGCCGGUGUCUGACUUUCGGGAGCAGCUGCUGGCAUGUGCUGGGGCAGAAGCUGAGCGAGUGGUGGAGUUUUCUUGUGGUCAUGUGAUCCCUCCAGAGAAUAUCUUGCCCCUUAUCAUCUGCAGUGGGCCCUCCAGCCAGCAACUAGAAUUCACUUACCAGAAAAGAGACCUACCUCAGAUGAUGGAUGAGACAGGUCGCAUUCUCUCUAACCUGUGCAACGUGGUCCCUGGAGGGGUAGUGUGUUUCUUCCCGUCCUAUGAAUACCUUCGUCAGAUCCAUGCCCACUGGGACAAGACUGGUCUGCUGGCACGUUUGUCUAUCAAGAAAAAGGUAUUCCAGGAACCCAAGAGAGCAAGCCAGGUGGAGCAGGUGCUGAUGGCAUAUUCCAAAUGCAUUGGGUGCUGCAGUCAGGCGGGUGGUCAUCUGACAGGGGCCUUGCUCUUCUCUGUGGUCGGAGGGAAGAUGAGUGAAGGGAUCAAUUUUUCUGAUGAACUGGGCAGGUGUGUGGUGAUGGUGGGUAUGCCAUACCCCAACAUUAAGUCUCCAGAGCUUCAAGAGAAGAUGGCCUACUUGAAUCAGAUCCUUCCUAGGACACCAGGUGACAUCCCACCAGGGAAGAUGUUGAUGGAGAAUCUGUGCAUGAAGGCUGUCAACCAAUCCAUAGGCAGGGCCAUUAGGCACCAGAGGGAUUUUGCCAGCAUAGUGCUUCUGGAUCAGCGGUAUGCCCGCCCUCCUGUCCUGGCAAAGCUACCAACCUGGAUCCGAGACCGUGUUGAAGUUAAAGCCACGUUUGGCCCUGCCUUUGCUGCUAUGCGGAAGUUUCACCGGGAGAAGACUGGCACUUCCUGAUGGAUGGUCACACCUGCCCCUGGAGUAGGCUUCUCUUUUGUUCUAUCUAGGUGACUUGGCUUUUGUGUUAGGUCUAAGAAAGUGGAAGUCAUACCAGACAGUGAGCCUACACUGGUCUAGAGGCAGUAGAUCCAUGUCCAAACUUACAUGGAAAAGCCACCAGGGUAAAUGCAGUUCAUCCUGAAGGAACAGUAGCUGGGACCAGGGAAGCUCAUCCUCUGAGACAGAGUCUCCCUUGUUUAGGUUGACUUUCUGCCUGACUUCUCAGAAGACUGGAAGCACCAGCCUCUGCCCUCUUCAGAAGGGAGGCCCACCCUGUCUGUCCUUUCUAGGUUAUAUGAACUAUUCUGGAUCUUUCUCUCCUGUCUAAGACAAAGACGUCCCCUUUGCCAGGGCCCUGGAGUCUGCAGGAUCCUGACAUCCUGGCCACACUAAUAGUUCUGUCCCUCGUGUUCCUGCCCUGCCUUACAAACUGGAUCUCCCUUGUUUGGUUACUGUUCUUCCUUCAAGCCAGUGAAACCUCCUUCCCUCAGCCACCUGAGCAAAUACCAAGUCUGUACACAUUAGUAGUUAUGCCAAGGGUCAUUAGAUACUCAACAUGAUUACAUUUAUUGUCCCUGUGUCUGACGCAAAGACAUUUUUGCCCUUGGAGAAAGAUCCCUACAUCUGCAAUAGUCCCAGGUCUCUUCUUGUUUGAACCCAGAGAAAGUUUUCCAUCUCCUCAGAUAUUGCCCCAUUACUAAGACCUCCCAGAUGGGAGGACAGUCCAUCUUCUGAGGAGCCAUCUGUAUCUGGAGGGGUCACCAUUUAUUAAAGGGCCUUGAGACCUGUCCCAUACCCACCACAUACAAUUCAUUUAUGCACCAAACUCGGGCCAGGCUUUCAAGCAUGUGCCAGGCACCCACCAGACAUGAAUCACAUGUGUGCCGCAUGCACCAGACACACAUCAUGCCAGCGACAAACAUGCACCAGACUCCCAUAACCAGUGCCAUGCACGCACUAUGCCCGGGCAACCUGCAUGCAUCAGGCACCAACCAGUCAUGUACCAAACCCUCGCCAGAGAUGCAUCACACACCCACAAAACACAUUGUGCAGCGUCAGCCACCCAGCAUGCAUGCGCUAACGCACCAGAAACAUUGGGCCCUUGCCACAUGCAUGCGCCAAGCGCAUAUCAGACGUGCACCAGACAUUGUCCCACUUUAUUCAAAGCCAGUCCUCAGUCAACAUACCAGGUGAAUAUAGCAUGAGAUACUUGUGAAAUGAGAGUUCUUAUAAUCUUGGAAAACAACAAAUCUUUUAUUUUCAGCCACUCUAUCUUGGGAUGGCUUGUUACUAUAGCUUGUUACUGUGAGCUCAUACCCCUUAUGAAUGAAUUCAAUGAAUGGACAGUGAAUGAAUAGCAGAUGUGUGAUGUUCUUCUGUGCCUGGAAAAGUGAGUUCUCUGAGAACAAAGAACAAAGAACUUGUCUGCCUUGAAUGAGGAGCUUGUCUGCCUUGUUCUCUGGGACACCUCAAACCCAGGUGGGUGUUCCUGCCCCUUGUAGAGGCCCAGACCUGAGAGAGGAGUGAUUGGUGCUCAGUCUGUGGGGGCAUAGGAGUGGGCUGGUGCAUUUUCUCUCUCCCUUCCCUCCCCCCUCCUCUCUCUCCCUCCUCUCUCCCUUCCUCCUCUCUCUCCUCUCUUUUCUCUCCUCUCUCCUCUCAGUGGAGAGGGCAGGCACAAGGCAUGGGUGAGUAUACACCUUGGGAGGCCAGUCACAGGGCUGUAAGGGGUGUGUGCAC